Messenger RNA from Protopterus annectens (West African lungfish), 7696 nucleotides. RefSeq names its product zinc finger CCCH-type containing 12A (gene ZC3H12A). Gene Ontology annotation, biological process: 3'-UTR-mediated mRNA destabilization; nuclear-transcribed mRNA catabolic process, RNase MRP-dependent. The record is from RefSeq and is a predicted model, not a curated record. NCBI's taxonomy places the organism in Eukaryota, Metazoa, Chordata, Ceratodontiformes, Protopteridae. The transcript is spliced from 6 exons. Gene Ontology annotation, cellular component: cytoplasmic ribonucleoprotein granule; nucleus. The coding region runs from base 528 to 2678 and encodes 716 amino acids. Gene Ontology annotation, molecular function: metal ion binding; RNA endonuclease activity; mRNA binding.
UGUCAGAGUUUCCACAGUUUGUACAGACAAAAUCAAUGAUUAACAUUUGUACAAUUAUUUUUUUGACAGCAGUAUAGUUUACUGUUUAAUGCAUGAAGUUAACAGAGCAUAUAAAUUAUGGUUUUGGCAAAUUUUAAUAGUGAUAAAGAUGUAGUACUGGAAAACUUGGGGGAUGGAGACCCAGCAGACUACUUAUAACCAGUGGAGGCUUGGUUUCAUUCUGGAGUAACAGGACUGUGUGAAGUAAAGGAGUGGUUAGAUUUUGCCACUGAGUGCUAGAGGAUGGAAAACAGUUAAAUGCUGGGGAACAAUGCAUCAAAGAGUUUGGGUACAUGAGUGCAUUUAAUGAAUAUUUAGGUAAUCAAAGGACAGUGAGUAGUGGUUACAGGACAGGCAACCGGAACAGACUAAAACCAGAAUUUGUUAACAAAGGAAGUGCUUUGAGCUUACCUUGCCAGAACAGACAGUUCCCUUUUGUCUUGUUUACGAGUGUGAUAUGAAAGAAUAACAAUUUGAGGAAAAAGAUAAUGAUGAAUGUAGACAGCCUUCAAUAUGACCUUCAGCCUAACUUGGAUUUUCCAAAUAAGGGAGACAAACGCUUCAUCUGCACUUUGAAUACUGUCCAAACAUGCCCUUCUGCAUGGAAGAUGAUGUCUAACCAGCUCGAGUUGAAUGAAAGUGACUAUGUCAGUAUGAACUACAUCUCAAUGAAUGUUCCCAAACAGUCAAGUAUGAAUCUGAACAAUAAGAUGAGCAGAGAACAGUCAUACAGGCAUGCAAAAGAAGCAUGUACUGACAUUGAAUCAGGAGAAUAUGCUGAGAUGAAGAUGAAAGUGGACUUCUUUCGAAAGCUUGGUUAUCUCCCAGAUGAGAUUAAUGCUGCACUCCAAAAGCAAGGUUUUACUGCUGACACGAACACCGUCCUUGGGGAGCUUGUUAAAAAUAGCGCUCCUACUAUAGAUAAAGAGACACCAGCAGAGGAAGCACUUACUACACCUGUACUUGUUGCACGUGGAGGCAAUUCAUCCAUAACUCCUACAGCCACAGCUCCUCCCCCACCACCACCUGAGGAAGCAGGUGAGGGCAACAAUUUACGACCAGUAGUAAUUGAUGGAAGCAAUGUUGCAAUGAGUCAUGGCAAUAAAGAGGUGUAUUCCUGUCGAGGCAUUUUGCUGGCUGUUAACUGGUUUUUGGAGAGAGGCCACCAUGAUAUCACUGUUUUUGUGCCUUCGUGGCGGAAGGAACAGCCAAGGCCUGAUGUGCCAAUCACAGAACAACAUAUUCUUCAAGAACUUGAGAAAAAGAAAAUUUUAGUUUUCACACCAUCAAGACGUGUUGGUGGCAAGAGGGUGGUUUGUUACGAUGAUCGAUUUAUUGUGAAACUCGCUCAUGAAUCUGAUGGCAUUAUUGUUUCUAAUGAUACCUAUCGUGAUCUGCAGAAUGAGAGGCCAGAAUGGAAAAGGUUUAUUGAAGAGCGUUUGCUAAUGUAUUCAUUUGUCAAUGACAAGUUUAUGCCACCCGAUGACCCCCUUGGCCGCCAUGGCCCAAGUUUGGAUAACUUUCUUAGAAAGAAGCCUCAUAUGCCAGACCAUAAACGGCAGCACUGCCCAUAUGGAAAGAAAUGUACCUAUGGGAUUAAAUGUAAGUUUUAUCACCCAGAGAGGGUCAACCAGUCACAAAGAUCAGUAGCAGAUGAACUUCGAGCUAACGCCAAGAUGUCGCCAACCAAAAAUACAUGUGGAAGCAGUACACCAAAGGAAGAUAAAAAAGUUGUGAAGAAACAGUCCUUUACAGAAAUGCUAUCAACAGACCCAGAUGUCCCAGUAUCAAAGGGAACAUGGGAAAGAAAAAGCACAAAAGCAAAAGUAUCUGAGAAUUCACAGAUAUUGAAAGGUAAUGCAUCUGUAAGUAUGACCUCUAGCAGUAGUGGGCAUGUACCGUCUGACUGGUAUCCACAAACAUCUUCCACCAAAAUGGAUUCACUUUGUUUCGUUUCUCAAGAUCACCCUGACUCAGGUAUUGGAUCUCUUGAAACUCAGAUGGCUGAAAUGUGGCCAAGCAGAUCACAAGGUUGUUCUGAACAGUAUUGUCCAGAGCAUUUUGGAGCUGUGGGUAAGCACUGCAGCUGUAGCAGGCAGCGACAGCAUUCCCAUGGCAUGGAACGUGACUCGCACCAUGACUAUAGACAUCAUUCUCAGAAAUCUUUGCCAUCAAGUCCAGGGUUCCUUCCUUUUACUCAAGACGCACAAUAUUCAAGAACAUCCAAAAGUUCAAAUUUAGUAAGACCAGAAGGCACUUCUCAUUGUGUAUCAGGUUAUGCUAGGCCAAUUCAUCCUGCUUCAUUUAGUCAUUACGCCAAUACAGAUUAUGCAUCUUCAACUUGUGCUCGAGACUACUGGUCUGAACCGUACCAUCUCCAGCACCACCAAGCCAGAUCUAGUAGCAUACCAGACCACCACAGACUUUUGAGAGGAACAGGACAAGACUAUAGUGACCCGUGCCAGUGGAAUCAGCGUGAGCAUCAUGAAGAAGAGAGAGCUAAUGUCAGAAUGAAACUGUGUGGAAUCUUUCACCCUCAGUUGGUAGACACUGUUAUGGCUCAGUUUCCACAUGUUUUGGACCCUCAAAGACUGGCUGCAGAAAUCUUGACUUAUAAAUCACAAAAUCCAGGCAUUUAAACAGUUAAUUUCAUAAAAAUCUAUAAAAUGAGUCACAGUUGUAUGCAGCUGUUGCUUGUAAGAAUUAUAUGUGUGUAAAAAUACUGAAAUACCAGUCUACUAACCACUGUAUCCUGUUUGAGGUCUGUAUUUUGUCAUGCAGAAUAAGAGGCAUAACAGUCUUAACAAACAGUAUAUAAACAGUUUUACUCGGUAUUCUACUUAUGCAGUAAACUUAGUGAGUCAUUUCAGCAUUUUUCUAUACUUAGACCAGUGCAGCUUUGUCUACUAAACUGCAGUUUAAAAUCAAAAUGUUUAACUUUCCCAAAUUAUGUAACCACCUUCAGCUGUGUCAUUGUAACACUUAACGACAUAAUUCCUAGUUUGAGUAACAUUAAAACCUAAUCAAGGAAACACUAUGUAUUAAACACAGAAUUUGCUUAUAAAGAUGUAUUUAAUUAGGGUCUACUUUAGAACAACGAAAAAUCAAAAUAUCGAGCGCUCACAUGAGCGAAAAAUCAGGACUUCAUUGUUUAGUUUUUUGGAUCGCAAAGAUCAGAAUAUUUGCCCUUUCCUCACUGUAGUGCGAUCUUGGAAUAGGAAUAAAUAUUUAGCGGGAGAUGUGAGGGGCACAGCCCCCCACAAUAGUGAUUUAGAGUUCCUGAUUAUUUGCUCAUGUGAGCAUUCGAUUUUUUGAUUUUUCUGUGUUCUGACAUAGACCCUUUAAUUAUUAUUCUUUUAGACACAUGAAUGUCACUGUGCCAAAAAAAAUGGCAUAUUUAGCUUCCAUUCUUUUUAACACUGUUUUUCUAUUUACUGCCUAACUUCUGAUCCAUUUUGAAGGUGACUGCCCAUUUAGAAUAUGAAUUCUUGCUGCCAUUUUAAGGCGUGCAGUUUUUUAGCCCCAUCUGUUUCAGAUCACCGUUGUUAAUACUUUAAAAAUGUUCAAGAAUUCUCACUUUGACCUUCCUAUUUUUUUUUUUCCAUGCAACACUUCUGGAUAGGGAUACCUGAUUAUUUAUGCACCAUGUGGUGGGUAACAUAAUAUUGGCUAGAAAAUGUACACAUCAUUUUGAAUGUUAAGCAUUGUUAACUGCUUCACAGAGAAAUGUGAAAGGCUCGCAUCUUCUGCAGGACAGUGGACUAAGUUGUGUGGGUUCAAGGGAAAUAAAAAAUGUACUUAGUAGUUUUGUCUGUUGCCAUAUGUAAGUAUAUUAGAAUGAAGAAAACAUUUAAUGUUUUCCCACUUUAAACAUAGCUAACUGCUUUAAGCCAAAGUCUUUCGCUUUAGAAAGUCAUUCGGCAACAGCUGCCAAAAAUUCAUCAUACCAUUCUCAGUCCUUGCCUCCUCCUUAUAGUGCAGGAGUAAUAAUGUGUAAACACAGAUUCCUGUUACCCAAUAUGUUUUCUAGUAUAUUCUAUAUUUCUAUUCUUCCUCCUGCCUUGCCACUUUGUUUGUGUUCUACUCAUUCAGUUACAUUUAUUCAUAAAACUUAAAAUUGUAACCGCAUCUUUAACCAUGUCUAAAGGCUUUCAAUGCACACUUCCGUGAAUGUGCAUCCGUAUGUUUUUCAUUUGAGCAAUUGCAUUUCUCAAUGAGAAUUUCCCUAUUGCCUUGUACAACUAGCAGUCGGACAAAAGUAAAACCAGUAAGGUUAAUAUGGUGAACAACAGUUUAUGUCACAGCUGGAUGUGGUUGUACGAUUAGGGAAUGAUUUAUAUAUGGAAUUUGCACUAUUUCUUAGUGUGUUUGUGAAGAUUGUACUGGUCAAGAUACUGAAAAGUCUAUGCAAGUGUUAAUGAUGUUUUCUUACAUAAGACCAGAUGCAAACACUAAUAGAAUGUUAGGACACCUAAACAGAUAUUUCAGAUCUAGAAAAAGGAGGAAAUUAUGUCAGUGUUAUGGACAGUGUUCAAGCAUUAAUGAGAAAGAGAGAGAGAGAGAAUCAGAUUAACAAAGAGGGUGCAGAGCACGACGACUAAGAUAAUAGGGAUGUAGGGUAGUACUCUUAGUAAAACUUUUGUUAAGAUGUCACUGUUUUCAUUUGAGGAAGGGUAGACAGAUAUGUAAGUUAAGCUAUAGCCAAGUAAAAUCAUUCAAAGCAUGGAGGGCAGAAUGAAAUGUAGAAGACAAAAUAUAGGAAGAAGCAGAGAGCACCACUUCCAAGGUACAGAACGUAUGCUUAAUGUGAAUAGGAGGAAAAGUUUUUUCACAAAAUGCUCAGGGUAGUGGAAUGGGGGAAGAUGACAACCUUUAGCCAAGUUAGACGGCAUUAAAAAGGUGGUACAUGAAGGAAAGGCAGCUGCCAUGAAACCUUACUGCUAACUGACAGCAGGCAGAAAUAUACACCUUUAAAUUAAAGGAAAUACCCAAUUUUCACAUCCCUUCUCCUGUAUCCUGGUUUCACUUUUUUUGUAUCCUUCCCUUAUUUUGUUUAAUUUCAGGGAUUAUGUUAACUGCUCAUAUCACAUAUUUUCAAUCAGUGUAUUUGAAGCUACCAUUUCCCCUUUCAGAGUUCACCACAAAACAGAAAAAUGUGAUGUGAGUUUUUCCAAAACCUGAGUAUUUCCCUUUUCUCUCCUGUGUAAUAACUUCAUGGGUGGCACAGUGGUGUGGCAGUUAGUCAUAGCAAGAGGUUCUCCAGUUCUAUUGUGGCCUGGGGGUACCUUGUGUGUGAAGUCUGCAUGUCCUCCGUACAUUCGUGUGGGUUUCCUUGAAUACCAUGGUUUCCUCUCAUAUUCCAAAGACAUGCCUCUGGAGUGUUUCUCCCCGGGCCACUGCUGAAAAUGUGCUCUGUCCCAGUCGGACUUUCCCCUGUAAACAAAUGUUAAAAUAAAUUAUUAUGCAGUUUAGCAGGGGACAUGCAGAGGUACAUCUCCCAUAACAUAGGGGUAUGGUUUGCUACAGGCUUUGCUUUGUGCAAGAGUAUUGUAUUUUUGCUCUUUCUUUGUUUCCUGUGAUGAUUGUUGUAUACAUUUGCCAAAGCUUUGUGUCCUUUUCUCAGAGCCUUCAUUCAGUGUUGCUUGUAAACCUACAGAAUAGCCAGCAAUACAUUCUGGUUAUGGUGAUCUACAAACCAUACGUUCACCCUAAUUUCAUUUUAUUUUUUGUUGUUUGUUUUGUGAUUAGUAAUCCCUUUAACAAAUUGACAUUAGUAUAUCAAAAAUGUAGCUAAGAAUCAUAUUCUAGCAAAAUAAAGUGGUAAUACAGUUCAUACAAUAAUAGUGUCGCGAGUGAUGCAAAAAGGGGAAGAAACCGGUACCAGCCCCGUCUGUUUAGGGAAAAGUCAAUAAUAAUAAGUCACAUAGUAAUAAUGAUGAUACCCAUUUCUUAACCAGAUAGGGCCCACUGGGCGUGCAAUCCUUUUUCAAGUUCAUCCCAGGAGUAAUGUCUGGUUAAGUGAUUUGCUCAAGGUCACACAGUAAGCGAAUGAGGGCUAAGGGGCUCAAACUCUGUACCACAGAACUGAGUGAAGUUAUGCUGCUAGCAGAUGUGCUCUUUUAGGAUACAUGAAUAUAGUAAUGCCAAGUAAUGAAAAACAAGAACCAUAAAUUGAAUGACAGUUAUUUUUAAUGGAAAUUUAGUAAUUAUAUGCAACAGACUUGGUAAGAAAACAUUGUUUUUUCCACUGUUAAACAACAUAAUUCAACCAUAGUACAUAUUAAUCCCAGCAAUAGAGAGAAAACAAAUUGUAAUGUGUGUGUGUGUGUGUGUGUGUGUGUGUGUAUGUGUGUGUGUGUGUGUGCCCGUGUGCGCGCGCAUAUGCUGGUAUACAUAUGAGUUAGUGCAUAUGUGUAUUUUUAUCUUUAAACCUUCAUUUAUAUAUUCUUCAGCUAAAGAUUGCAUGGAAUUCUCUUUCACACAGAGCACACCCGUAUGAGGUUUUACUAACACUAGCUAUUAACUCUCCACUUUGUGUUGCUCAGUACCUUUGCUGACUAGAAAUUCAAUUUUAAUUGUUUGGAUUUCAGGACUUAAAAUUUUACUGAAGUGAAAACAUUUGAUGGUUCUUAUUCUCGUACUUGGUAGUUGUGAAGAUGGUGUUAAAGUGGAGAAAUAAUGGGAAAAACAUUUGGAAUUCAUGCCAAACUUUGAGUUGUACAACAAUGUAUUUCAUGGGAUAUAUGUUUAGACUGAAAUAUAUAUUUUAAAAACCUGUGUUUGAAAUUUGAAUGAAAGUAUGCCAACAAGGGCAAAUUGCCCCUGGUGACAGCAAUAGGAAUGCUUUAAAGGCUGCUGUAAAAUUUCCUUUUGACCGGAAGUUUUGACAUGUUGAUACAUAUUGUAUCCUUAGUGUUCUUUUAUGUCUACAUAUGUUAUUAAAAAACAUUGAUGUAAAUGUUUUUGAAACCUAAUUUGAAAGGAAUUUAAAAAUAAACAUUGCAUUUUUUUCCAGUUUUAAAUUUAGUUGAAUGUUCCUGUUCAGAUGUAUAAAUGGACAGUUAUUUACUUUGGCUGUAUUGGCACUAUGUGUCAGUGAACCACAAAAGCAAGUAAUCUACUGUACUUAGAAAAUGUAUUCAUUUAUGAGCCAUUGCUAAAUUGUGAUGGUUAUUUUAGUAAGCAAACUGCUUUAAUGUUAUAAAUUAUGAUAAACAUGAUAUAAACAUUUACAAGUUUACAUUUUAGUUGUAUAAAUAAGUGUUAGGGAGUUUGGUUCAAAUAAUGUUGUAUGCCGGUAAUACCAUGGUACACUGCAUUGUAUAGUUUAUAGAGAUUGUAGUUCUCCACUCUACCAUUGGUCUUACCUUUUGACAAAUAAAUUGUAGAAUGAGGAACCACUACUGAACUGUCCAUUACCCAAGUUCAGUAAAGCAUAUUGACCUUCCUUAUCAAGUGCAGCUUGGAGCAGAAAAUAGCAAGUUAAUAAUGCUCAUGUAGCACACUUAUUUAUGGAAAAAUAAAUAAACAAGGACACAGUGCAUUAACAUAUGUAGAAACUGUCAAAUUGUAUUAAACAUGUAUUAGUGUAGCCAUUGAAACAAUGUAUGCUAUUGUAUUAUUUUAAAUAAAAAUAAAUAAAACGUAUUAAACAUUA